Messenger RNA from Ichthyophthirius multifiliis, 513 nucleotides. RefSeq lists its product as hypothetical. The record is from RefSeq and is a predicted model, not a curated record. Gene Ontology annotation, cellular component: ribosome. NCBI's taxonomy places the organism in Eukaryota, Ciliophora, Oligohymenophorea, Hymenostomatida. Gene Ontology annotation, biological process: translation; ribosomal large subunit assembly. Gene Ontology annotation, molecular function: structural constituent of ribosome; rRNA binding. The transcript has a single exon.
AUGGCCGGUUUUUCAAGAGAUAAAUAUAAAAAACUUGCAAAAGGUUUUUAUGGACGUAGUAAAAAUUGCAUUAGAGUAAUGGCUGGGCGUGUCCAUAAAGCAUUAAGAUAUUCAUUUAGAGAUAGAAAAGUAAGAAGAAGACUUUGUAGAACAUCAUGGAUAUAAACAAUAAACGCAGCUACAAGAGAACAUAAUCUUCCUUAUAAUAGAUUAAUAUGGGCAUUAAAUUAAUCUAAUAUUUAAUUAAAUAGAAAAAUACUUGCUGAUUUUGCAAUUAACGAACCUUUAUCAUUCAAAGCUUAUAUUGAUGAAAUUAAAAUAUAAGUAAAAUUGGAAACAAAACCUCAUAAGCGUGUUAUUGACCCUUUAGAAGCUUACGCAAAACAAUUAAUUAUUGACGGUGAAUUGAAAUAAACUAAUAUUAAAGUUGAAGAACCUUUACCUUAUCUUUUUGGACGAAGGGAAGAAAUUAAUAAAUACAAAGAAAAAGCUGAUUAAGAAAAUAAAAUUUGA